AUUUCAGGACAUGGGUGAUCUCGAGCGAGUGCGGGCCGAGGUGGCUCGGCUUGAGGCCGCUCUCCAGGAAGCAAUUGCCGAUAAACACAAGGCCGCCGAAGUGGGACUGAGUAUUCUGCAAGAAAAAGAGGCGUUAGAGUUGAAACUCGCUCAACUUCAAACGCAAUACGAUGCCGCUAAAAUUGAAGUCGAUCAAGCGAAUCAGAUGCUGGCAGAAUUUCGCUCACAACACAAAGCGGCACAUAGAAGUGAACUAGAGAAUGAAAUGACAUUGCUGGAAGAGAGUUCGGCCAAGGAACGCCGUCUCACCGAAAGAAUCGCUGUAUUAGAAACCAACCUUCGCAAUACAGAACAGGAGCUUGCUCGAUGUCGCAGCGAACUCGAACGACUGAAAGCAGAGCAUAGCUCUGCUUCCGAUACUGGUGCAGCGCUAGAAGAAGAACGACGAAGAUUAAGAGCCGAACUCAAAGAAACUAAGGAACGAGAGCAGAGGCUUAUGGGCGAGUAUACAGAACUCGAAGAAGAGAACAUCGCCCUACAGAAGACUGUUGCCAACCUUCGUGGUGCGCAAGUGGAAUUUGAAUCAUUGAAAAUUGAUUGUACCAAGUAUGCCGAUGAAAUUUACAUGUUGAAUGCUGCAAUAGAAGAAAGUCAAUUGUUGAAGAAUAUUGCCGAGAAGCAGGUGGAGGAAGCGCUUUUGGCUGCUCAACAAGAACGGGAGCAGCGAUUGGCUAUGAAGAAAGAGUUGGAUGCUGUAAAGAAUGCCGAACAUUUGAGUAGCUUGACCGAUAUGCUCAUGGGGUUGGAAAGGCUCGGAGAGGAGCCGGUACCUGCUCAGCCCUCUAAUGAUCUCUUCAGUGAACUUCAAGGAAGCACAGAUGAAAAGCUUCGGGAAUUAGAAGCCGCCCGUGAUGGCCUACAAGAAGAGGUCAAGGACCGAGAAAAAGCAGCAGUUGAGAUGAUAUCCAGUAUAAUGCAAAAAUUGAAUAUUAAUUAUUCCGGAGACUUGGAUUUCCGACACGUUCGCCAACAAAAAGAUGUGGUACUAGACCGACUCGAGCACUUGCUGAAAGGCGAUGAUGCGAAUGCUGAUAAAAGGGUUCACGAUCAAAAAGCCGACAUCCGCACGUUGUUGCUGUUUGCGGGUGAAAAAGCCGCACAACUUGCAGCUGCUCAGGAUGCUAUGAUCCAAGUUUCCGAUCAGCUAUUCCAAUUCUACUCGCAAAUUGUACAAAAUCAAGGUCUCACCUCGGAGAAAUCUGUCAUCGAGAUCGUGAACAAGCUACGGCAACUUGCGCGUGAGAAUGCGGAGGAUUUGCCGAAAGUGUCACUAGUUGACGAGGGAGUGGAAAGUGGAACAGAAACCGACACAAGUGGUGCCAAGGGAAUCCCACUCAACUCGGAUCGAGCUGUCCUUGCCCCAUCGUUCAUCCGAGAUGUAGAUCCUCGCUUGACAAGCUGCAAGAUUAACGAUGUUGUCAGUGAGAGUGACUUGCGACAACGAGUGCUUACAGAUGGCAGCCCUCUGUCCCAAACAAGCGACAGUCUCAAAAAGCUGUUGACAACAGUUAAGAGGACCGCCGAACAAGCACUUAAUCAAGCCGUUGCGGCUGGAGGAGCUGAGACCGACGACAUUCUUAUGCAAAAUAUGAAGCUACGCUCAUUGUUAAGUACAAAACGUGAUCAGAUCUCUACCCUGCGUACAGUGUUGAAGUCUAACAAAUUGACAGCUGAGUCAGCUCUGGCGUCGCUGCGGGAUAAGUACGAAGCCGAUAAGAAGGCGCACCAGGAAAUUAGCGAACGCAUGCGACGUGAGCUGAAACAGCUCAAGGAGGAUGCGGCUACUUUUGCCAGCCACCGUGCUAUGUUCACAGCUCGUUGCGAAGAACUGCAAGCACAGGUAGAAGAGCUAGAGGCUGAUCAGCGCAAUAGCGAAGAGGAGAAGAAGACCCUCAACCAGCUUCUUCGUUUGGCCAUCCAACAGAAACUCACGCUUACCCAGCGUUUGGAAGACGUGGAAGUGGACCAGGCGAAGGCUUUCAACCCCGCGUUGUGCGCUAUCCAACCCAACAACAGUCGGGGGGCCAACGAGGAGGAGUUCGCAGGGACAACCUUUAGGUGUUCAGAGGCGGCGGGCUCCUCCCAUUUUUAUUCCUCUCCUCUCCGACGGGUUACUCUUUCAAAUGCGCUGGUGAAUAUAGACAACAGCGGCGGUUUCUCAUGCGAGCUUCCUCAUUCUCUGAUUGAAAACAGCCUUCUACUUGAUUAUUUGGACGAGGAAUGGCAGAGAUGCCAGAGCGAAGCAGUCUUUGCUGUAGACCCGGCCAUAUUCGAACUUGCGCUUGACGACCUUCGAAUGCAACUGCCAUUACCUCGACUGUUUGCUGAUGUGGAGCUAGUUGUACUGCUCUAUGCGUCACUUGCGUUCUUCUGGCUGUUCUUCACCUAUACCCCUUCAUACUAGUCCGCGUGUGGGCACGGCUAAGCCUCCGCCCGCUAAGUACACUCUGACAAUCGACUAAAGCUGAUCUGUUAAUUGUCAGCCAUUGUUUCGGCCAUUUCGUUAUGCUGACGUUGUGCUCUGUAUCCGUGUCUAUGGUGAAUUCCACACAGAUGAUACAUAUGCGAAUGUGCGGCUUACCAAGAUUCCGUAAUAAUCUCGCGCUCCUACUCCCAUAUCGUAUGCAAAUACCAUUGCGGUUGUUUCUGAUUGAUUUUCUAUCUGCGGACCACUUAGGGUAAUUGUUAUGCGUGAUAACGAUAUUGCAUGCUCCUUUGAUCGUCGUCAUCGUGAUUUUUGUCAGGCCGCGUAAAUGUCUUGGGAUUGCUCACCCUCAUUAUUGUGAUACAUAUAUGCCGUUGUCCCAGUAAUUCUUCGAUUUCGUUCCAUAGUCAUAGGAGAAAACUAACUGUUGAUUUUGCAGAGAAAAAGUGUCCUUGAAUUUGUUUAAAUUGACCAAGAGAGUUAUGUGCCUUUAAACGCACUACCACACUUAAGUUAUUAUUCCCAUUGUAAUUGUUUUCCACAUUUGAUUGUGAUAAUCUGUUAAGUUGAGCCAAAUUGACUCUAUUUGUAUAAAUUAUAUCUCAUCAGUUCUAUUGUAAAGUUGCAUUGAGUCAAAAAAUAUUGUUUUCUGGUUCGA
Messenger RNA from Cylicocyclus nassatus, 3143 nucleotides. Lineage: Eukaryota; Metazoa; Nematoda; Chromadorea; Rhabditida; Strongylidae. The record is from the annotation of a GenBank genome assembly.